GACACGUGACACAACCUCCUCAAACCGACAACUCAUCACUGCGCAUGCGCAAACCCUCUUGCAGGUUACACGAGUUUAUUUUCAGCCUUUUCUCUUGAAUACUCGUUAUGAAGGUGUAAAGUGACUGGUUGAGCCUUGUGCGGAUAUAAAAAUGGAUACUUGGAUGUAAAACUUGGACAAAAACGUCUUGGGAGCACCCCGGAUUGGAAUUUAGCAGUGACAUGUGAAAUGUUGCUGCGUGGUUUGUCGGUAUUUGCAGGCGGCUAACGUGAGCUAAGCUAGCUGUAACGUUAGCCAGGAGGCUCGGUUUGCCAUCUUCAGCCGCUGGUGAGAGUGUUGUGCCGUCGACGCAGCUUUAAUAAGUGCAAAAUAAGUGCUGUGACAUUAUCUAAAGGUUGUCAGGAGCUCUUUUCACCUCAAACAUAGUGCUCAGCUUCUUAGCUAGUAAUAGCUACUUUUGCAUCCUGCAGUAAAGAGAGAGACAUUACCAUCUAAGGCCCCCUUUGACAUCCACUCAGUCCACCUCGACCCCCCUCAGAGAAAACUGUGCUGAAAUGCAGAGCUGAACUGUUACAGGAGAUCACGUCGCACUACCACACACACUGUUUGUGUUGACAUGGCAGCCAGUGGAUUCUCUGACCUCAGGGAGAAGCUCAAAUCCAUGACUCCACACAGAGACGAGCAGAAAAACAAAUACGUGGACGGGACGAGCAACGGGAAGGGUCGAAAGCGCAAGUUCCGAGAGUCCGACGACGAGGAGCUUGAGCACAGCGACGACAACGCGGAGGUCCGGGAGCAGGAGGCCCGCCGGGUGAGUAGCAGCAUCCAGCAGAAGACCAUCUUCACCCCUGAAGAGUGCGCCCUCAUCGAGGAGAAGAUCGACGACGUGGUGGCCCAAGGAGAGGCUGGACUUUACCGUGAGCACACCGUGGACAGAGCACCCCUCCGGAACAAGUACUUCUUUGGAGAGGGGUACACGUAUGGAGCCCAGCUGGAGAAGCGUGGACCCGGCCAGGAGAGACUCUACCGCAAGGGGGAGGUGGACGACAUCCCGAGCUGGGUGCAUGAGCUGGUGAUCAAGCGUCUGGUGUCCAGUGGGGUGAUCCCAGAAGGUUUUGUGAACAGUGCAGUCAUCAAUGAUUAUCAGCCCGGUGGCUGCAUUGUGUCACACGUGGACCCUCUGCACAUCUUUGCACGCCCCAUCGUCUCAGUAUCCUUCUUCAGUGACAGCGCGCUCUGCUUUGGCUGUCGCUUCCAGUUCAAACCAAUCCGGGUGUCAGAGCCCGUGUUUGUCCUUCCUGUGAGGAGAGGGAGUGUCACAGUGCUCAGUGGCUAUGCAGCUGAUGACAUCACUCAUUGCAUCAGACCACAAGACAUCAAGCAGCGGCGUGCGGUUAUUAUCCUCAGAAUGACCAGACCUGAUGCUCCUCGACUGGACUCAGACAGCCCUUUGAGCUCAUCCCCUGUAGAGAGACCCAUUCCCCUGAAAGCCAAACGCUCUCAUCGCAGAGCAGAACCAGACGCUGCCCACAGGCCGAGAGUUCUGGAGAUGGACAAAGAGGAAAACAGACACCCGUCUCUGUCCCGACACGGCCGUCACAGCGCCAGCUCAGAGAACUACUGGAGGCGCGGUCAAGACUCAAACAAACACAGAGAUAGUUCAGGACGCAAAGUCAAAAUGAGACGCCACUGAGCACUUCUUCAUGCACACAUGUACACAUAUAUAAAUAUACCCACUCAUUUAUGUAUUUCAGUAAUGUAACAUUCUUUGAUCAGUCAUCAUUUUCUCGCUCAUGACGCUGAGUCAUCAUGUCUGCAUUUUGAUUUCAGUCUCAAGGUUCGAGUGCAUAUUUGUUUCUGGCAGAUGAAGCUGGCAUCUCUGCUAAAAACUGCAGAUCCUCAAGUUCCUUAGUGCAGUUAGGCUCUGUUAUGAAGCUGUUCAGUUACCUUAAAUGAAACAUUUCUUCUUUUUAUGUCCAUGGAGACUUCAAAAAGGCAUGUAUUUUUUGUAACCAAGAUGUACAGACCCCAAGAGAUAAAAGGAAGAUGUAUGUAUGAACUUGUACAAAAGGAGCUGUAAUCUAACUUGUUAUAAUGUACAUUACGUUUGUAAAGUCUUUGAUGGGGGGGGGGACUUUUAUGCAGAAUGAAACCUUUGUUUUUUGCACCCACAAUUCUGACCCAUAAGUUUAUGGUGUUAUCCUGGAUCUUUGCUGUUUGUUCACUUCUCUGUUGCUGUUUCAGUUCAAACAAAGGGCAGUAAGUCUGGCUGGGUUCUGAUAUGAUUCAGGAAAGACUCAACUUUGAUUAAUAUUUCUUGUUUCUGUCUGAAGUUGCUUUACCUUAUAUGAUAAAGAGGCCAUGUUAUCGCUGUUCUGCAUUAAAUCAAAGUUUUUCCUCA
Notolabrus celidotus (New Zealand spotty) is the source of this 2401-nucleotide messenger RNA. It is a transcript of the gene alkbh5, whose product is annotated as alkB homolog 5, RNA demethylase. Gene Ontology annotation, biological process: mRNA export from nucleus; mRNA processing. The transcript is spliced from 4 exons. The coding region runs from base 617 to 1693 and encodes 358 amino acids. Lineage: Eukaryota; Metazoa; Chordata; Actinopteri; Labriformes; Labridae. Gene Ontology annotation, cellular component: nucleus. Gene Ontology annotation, molecular function: oxidative RNA demethylase activity. The record is from RefSeq and is a predicted model, not a curated record.